UUACUGAUACCUACACCGAAGAAUGAUCGCGAGUCGCACGACCACAGUCGAGGCGGUCGCGUCAACUCAAGAGGUAGUACUCGGCGCCCUCAGGUGUUGAAUGCGGCAGUUCCAUCAAGAAGACGGGUUAUUCCGCCUAUUAGAUCGCCACGGAUGCGUGCCGACCUGUUGGCAGCAGCGCAGGAAGCCCAGGCAUCUGCGGCUGAGAAUGUCGCAAUGGCGGCACUGGUUACCGAAACCACGGCCGUUCAGGUUCAGACAGUCCCCGGCGCGGCAUCAAGCACGUCUGGACAGAACAAAGCAUCGGGGUCCCCAUCUGACAGCGAGCCUUCAGAUCCGGACCCGACUUCUCAGCAAGUCCAAAUCUGGACUGGCAGCCUGUCUGAGGGUGUGAGGCAGGUCACUAUGCUGGUCACCAAAUCCAAGCCCGGCAGGACCGACCUCAAGCUCUAUCAGGAGUCGGCGAGAGCCUUCUUCUGGUGGCUGGAGUUCGAUGCCGUGGUCAGGCCGUCGUUCAGGGAUGUCCAUCACCUCGACCAGGUCAUGAACUUAGUCCGCAACUCGACAAACCUUGGCAUUCCUACUGACAUCAAAGAGGCGGCAAAUGCGGUUCGUUUGAGGUUUGAGGAUGACAACUGGGGCCAAGACGGCGAGGGCUAUGCUAGUGACGUUAGCACCGACGUGGACGCGGGCCAGUCACGUAUUGUCUCACCCGCUCUCCGGGGCGAGCGUCAAGCGGCGGAAACAGGGCAGUCGGUUGCUAUCCCUCAGCCUCCCGUCAAUCACCCUAUCUACGGCAAAGGCGAAAUCAUGCACGGCGUGGUUUGCUACCGAAGCCCCAAAAAAGGUCCGACGUACAAGCUGAACCCGGCCUACAAACACGAAAAGGUCAAUGCCGCGUUCAUUGGAGAGGGCCAUUUGACCCCUGGUGAUUGGUGGCCUUUCCAGCUGGUAGCACUUUUCCACGGGGCGCAUGGAAGAAGCCAGGGGGGGAUCUUCGGCUCGGCGUCGAUGGGAGUCUAUUCGAUCGUCAUAUCCGGCCGCAACAACAAGUAUCAUGAGAUUGACAAGGAUGAUGGUGAGGUUUUGUAUUACUCCACGGACAACAUGGGGGUAGCCACCACAUCGGUCGGUACCCAGGCUCUCAACAAGUCGAUUGACACCAGACAGCCUGUGAGAGUCCUCCGUGGCCAAGGUCAGACCGGCGGAGGCUGGGCUCCUGAAUGUGAGAUUCGAUAUGAUGGACUGUACCGAGUUAUUGGGAAGAAAUUGGUGCCGACAAGGAAUGGCGAAGAGUGGUUCCGGUAUACGUUGCGCCGUGAAGCAGGCCAGGGGGAUCUUCGCGAGAUUGUGGGAAGCUCACCAACUCUGCAGCAGAGGAACGACUACCUGAGGAUUCGAGACGCCUACCCUGGCGUAGCCCGAAGAGUAUGUGGAUAA
Molecule: messenger RNA, 1440 nt
Organism: Podospora pseudopauciseta
Lineage: Eukaryota; Fungi; Ascomycota; Sordariomycetes; Sordariales; Podosporaceae
Biological process (GO): protein ubiquitination; negative regulation of gene expression via chromosomal CpG island methylation
Molecular function (GO): ubiquitin protein ligase activity
Source: RefSeq, a predicted model, not a curated record